CCAGUGAGAUUCCAGAAGCCCAAGCCUACAGCGGCUUUGUGUGGCUGCAGGCGAGGUGGUGUCUUCGGAUCUGGUGAGACUGAAACGCCGCUCCGUGAGUUCUCGGCUAGGUCACCACCUCUCCCUCCCGACCCCGCCAUGGCGACAUACAGCUGCAUCACCUGCCAGGUGGCGUUCCCCUACUCGGAGAUGCAGCGAUCGCACUACAAGACGGACUGGCACCUCUACAACCUGCGGCGCAAGGUGGCCAACAUGGCCCCGGUGACCGCCGAAGGCUUCCAGGAGCGGUUGCGGGCGCAGCGAGCGGUAGCUGAGGAGGAGAGCAAGAGUUCAGCCACCUACUGCACGGUGUGCAGCAAGAAGUUCGCCACGUUCAACGCCUACGAGAACCACCUCAAGUCGCGGCGGCACGUGGAGCUGGAGAAGAAGGCGGUGCGGGCGGCGAGCCGGCAAGUGGAAAUGCUCAACGAGAAGAACCUGGAGAAGGGACUAGGCGCCGACAGCAGCGUGGGCAAGGAUGUCAUGAACGCGGCCAUCCAGCAGGUCAUCAAAGCCCAGCCGUCCACGUCCCCCAAGAAAGUGCUCUCCGUGUCCGUGGCCUUGUCCCAGAGGGCGACGGGCCGGCGGCGGGGCGUUCGGGAUUCGGAACACGCCGAGAAGCCGCCCAGGCUGCAGUGGUUCGAGCAGCAGGCGAGGAAGUUAGCGAAGCAGCAGUGGGAGGAGAGUGAACAGGAGGAAGAUUGGGAAGAUAUUGAUUCAGAUGAUGGAUUGGAAUGUGAGACCCCUGGACUGGAUGAUGAGGAUGCAGAAGCUGGGGAGAGCGCGCCCCCAGGUGCCAUCCCAGUAACAGACUGCUUAUUUUGUUCCCAUCACUCAAGCUCCCUCAUGAAGAAUGUGGCUCAUAUGACUAAAAUCCACAGCUUCUUUAUUCCUGAUAUAGAAUAUCUUUCAGAUCUGAAAGGACUUGUUAAAUAUUUGGGAGAGAAAGUCGGUGUUGGCAAGAUUUGCUUGUGGUGCAACGAGAGAGGCAAAUCCUUCUACUCUACAGAGGCUGUGCAGGCACACAUGAAUGACAAGAGCCACUGCAAGCUCUUUGCAGAUGGUGACGCGGCUUUGGAGUUCGCAGACUUCUAUGACUUUAGGAGUAGCUACCCAGACUACAAGGAGGAGCAGGACCUUGAUGAGAUUGAGGAGCUGUCCUCAGAAAAGACCUUGGAAUGGGAUGAUGAAACCAUGGAGCUGAUACUUCCCUCUGGUGCUAGAGUGGGUCAUUGCUCCUUGAUGAGAUACUACAAACAACGACUUGGCUUGUCAAGGGCUGUGACCACUGCUGGAAGCCAGAAGGCUGUGGGCAGGGCACUCCAGCACUCCCGAGCCCCGUGGUGGACGGGCAGCACAGGAGCAGCUUUUGUGCGGGAGCAGUCGAAGUGGAUGCUGAAGAUGGGGAUGAAGAACAAUGACACUAAGCAGAUGCACUUUAGGGCCCAGGUGUUGUUCUGAGGCUGAGACCGGAGAUGCUUCUCUGACUGCACUUUCCUUCUUGUCCGAUGACCAGUGAAGUCAGAUUGCAGAAUGGAUCUUUUGCUGUUACUUCAUUUGUUCUGAUCUAAUAAAGUCAGAAUCAUAACAAAAAACAUAAGCCGGGCCGUGGUGGCGCACGCCUUUAAUCCCAGCACUCGGGAGGCAGAGGCAGGCGGAUCUCUGUGAGUUCGAGACCAGCCUGGUCUACAGAGCUAGUUCCAGGACAGGCUCCAAAGCCACAGAGAAACCCUGUCUCGAAAAAAACAAAACAAAACAAAAAAAAAACAAAAACAUAAACCAGGCACCCUGUA
Molecule: messenger RNA, 1832 nt
Organism: Alexandromys fortis (reed vole)
Lineage: Eukaryota; Metazoa; Chordata; Mammalia; Rodentia; Cricetidae
Product: cytoplasmic 60S subunit biogenesis factor ZNF622-like
Exons: 1
Coding region: 139-1500 (453 amino acids)
Biological process (GO): ribosomal large subunit biogenesis
Cellular component (GO): preribosome, large subunit precursor
Molecular function (GO): zinc ion binding; nucleic acid binding
Source: RefSeq, a predicted model, not a curated record